AAUAAAAGAAAUAAACAUGUGCAAAAAUUUAUAAUUAUAUAAAAAUUGUGAAUUUUAAAAAAAUUCAGGAACUAAAAUGGCAGAAAAAAUUGGAGAACAAAGUAGGAAUCAGUAAUGAAACAGAGUGCUAAGAUUACAAUUUAGCUUCACUUGAGAUUUUUUACAUUAUCUAUUAAAGUUUAAGCAUCACUUCUUUAAUGCUUUCGCAUCCUCAUCCCCUUUUAGAUUUUCACCACAAUCUUGUAUAUAGCAUUAUAGAGAACAAUGUUAUCUUACUCAUCCUAUUGUAGACAAUGUUAUAAUCAUAUUUUCUAGAUUGUACUUUGCUAUAAUUUGAUGGACAAUGUGGGUCCCUUAACAUAAUAUAAGUAAUAUAAGUAAGAGCUCAUUAGCUAUUCUACCUAUUGUUUGUUUUGUUUUUCUGUUAUGUUUUUCAGGAUUUGCAUUUUAGACAAGUUAUGGACCCAUCCAUUCUUAGUGGGAUGAGAGGAUUUGGGGUGGCGACAAUUCCUCGAUGGCCAUGGUUCGUUUUCUUAGCUGGAGGAAUGGGCUGCCUAGCUUGCAGUUCUCUUUCCCAUCUUCUGGCCUGCCACUCUAAAGACUUUAACUUAUUCUUCUGGCGUCUAGAUUAUGCUGGGAUCUCUCUUAUGAUUGUGUGUUCCUUCUUUGCCCCUAUUUACUAUGCUUUCUUCUGCAAUCCUUACUCAAGGUUAUUUUAUUUGGCGUCAAUAUCUCUGCUUGGAGUUCUUGCCAUCAUUGCCCUGCUUGCACCUUCACUUUCUACCCCUCGGUUCCGACCCCUCAGAGCCACCUUAUUCCUUUCCAUGGGCUUUUCAGGUGUCAUUCCGGCAGCUCAUGCUGUUAUCCUGUACUGGGGUCAGCCUCAUAUAUUUGUUGCACUUGGAUAUGAGCUUGCUAUGGCCAUUCUAUAUGCCACUGGAGCAGGGUUUUAUGUUUCUAGAAUACCAGAACGAUGGAAGCCUGGAGCAUUUGACAUCGCAGGGCAAAGCCAUCAAAUUUUUCAUGUCUUUGUUGUUCUCGGCGCACUUGCCCAUAGUGUUGCCACACUAGUCAUAUUGGAUUUCCGACUGAGAUUACCUACUUGUGCGGAUUAGCCAAUUAAUACAUACAUGUUUUAGAACACUUGAGAGAGAUAUUGUAUCAGUUUCCUAUU
This is a messenger RNA of Vigna umbellata (rice bean), 1174 nucleotides long. NCBI's taxonomy places the organism in Eukaryota, Viridiplantae, Streptophyta, Magnoliopsida, Fabales, Fabaceae. The record is from RefSeq and is a predicted model, not a curated record.